Rhopilema esculentum is the source of this 3004-nucleotide messenger RNA. Its product is annotated as protein Wnt-4. The record is from RefSeq and is a predicted model, not a curated record. Gene Ontology annotation, biological process: neuron differentiation; multicellular organism development; canonical Wnt signaling pathway. Gene Ontology annotation, cellular component: extracellular region. Gene Ontology annotation, molecular function: frizzled binding; cytokine activity. Lineage: Eukaryota; Metazoa; Cnidaria; Scyphozoa; Rhizostomeae; Rhizostomatidae.
UUCUGGAAAACGAAAAAGACAUACAGCAACGCAUCAUAUUUUUCUCCAGGAGACUUCCGAUAUUGGGUCCUCCUAGGCCAUAAAAAAAGAGGGUCUGGUGAAGAAAUCAAUGCAUUGAAAAAGCCCCAACAUUGUUUUACUUCGGCACGAACUUUUACAGCACUUCGUAUCCUACCCGCUAAACGUUAUACCAAGACGGGGUUCCAAACCUUGAAUAUGGGGAUGGACUCUACACCCUAUCCAUUAAUGCAUCUUAUCGAUUGCUAAGAAAAGUGCCCUAAAGACUGGAAAAAGAACGCUUGUAAAGAUGUACUUUGUAAUGUGUCAGAAAGAGACGAUGCUAAUUAAACAAAACACGGAAAAGACAAGCCAAGAGAAGAUAAUAAAAUGCAAAUUGAUACAGUAAAAGAACGACUGUGUACAUGGAGGUUGAAUAUUAUUGCGACGUUCCGAGCAUAACUCUUUUAACUCUUCUAAGCGUGGUGUCGUACUUUUACUAAACUAAUUUUUAUUUAUCAUUUUCAUUAAUUCUUCCUACAACACGCCGAACAGCGUUGAUUAUCAAGCGAAGAUAAGGUUCCAUACCAAUUGACAAAUUUCACUUCGGUACACCGAGCUACGUAUUUUUAGAAAUCAAAAUAUUAUUUUCAAAUACCUUGCACAUUUGAAAAAUUCCAGGUUCAUAUGCCUAAUGUAUUUUCAGGGGAACUCAAAUUGCCGCGACUUCAAAUUUCUCAAAACCGUCCUCGCUCCUAUUUUUUUGAAGUUUCUUAACUGGUAAACACCUGGAUAAAGCAACCUACAGUAUUCACCUUUCACUUAUUUCUGGAAUCUCCGCGGUCAAACGCAGAUGGGAAGAUGCCAGCAAUGAACGUGAGAAACAUGAUGCUCUUCUUGGUUACAUUAUUACUGCUUUGCGAACACAAUUUUAGCCAAGAAUGGAUUUUCACUGGUCUCAGCGGCCUUUCACAAAACCUGGCGACCAAACACGACUGUAGCAGAUCGCUAGAGCCAGGUACCUAUCGGCAUAUGCUUUGCAGACAGAAAUUCUCCGGAAUGCAAAGUAUAAAACGUGGAACUAACAUGGCAUUCAGACAAUGCGCAAAGCUUUUCAAAUGGAGUCCCUGGAAUUGCAGUGCCCUGAAGCCAGAAGGAGAUACGGAUUCCCCAUUCGGUGAAGGGCUGAAAGGGACGAAAGAAGCUGCAUUUAUCAGUGCGUUGUUCGCAGCAAGUGUUGUUCAUGCGAUCACAACCGACUGUAGAGAUGGGAGAAUCGAAGGAUGCGAGUGCGACAGGGGACAGCAUCCAAACAACGUUUAUGGGGUCAGUGGUUUUGUAGCGGGCUGCAGUGAAAACAUCAAAUAUGGCAUCGCUUUCUCGGAGAGAUUCCUCGAUACAGCAGAACUGAUGGAUCGUCAUCGCCGGCCAAGGACGUCAAAAGACAUUCUGUCGAUGAAUAUUCAUAACUAUAGGGUUGGACGUAAGAUUGCCAGAGAGAGCAUGAGAAAAACCUGUAAAUGUCAUGGAAUGUCCGGAACAUGUGCUACAAAAGUCUGCUUUAAGCAACUGCCACCGUUCGAUGAGAUUGCUAAACGAAUAAAGAAAAAAUACGAACAUGCAACGUAUGCUAGAGUCUCGAGGAACAGCUGGAAACCGGGAAGGGUUAGUCUCGUUCCAGUCUGGCCUACACUAAAAAAGAUUGGUAUUGGUGACUUGGUUUAUCUUAUACCUUCGCCAAAUUACUGCAACCAUAACAAAACGCUGGGAAUUCUGGGUACACCUGGCAGACGAUGCAAAGUCAGUAAGACUAAUUCAAUUCAAACAUACCCAGAGCAUUGCAAAAUGUUAUGCUGCGGGCGUAGUUAUUACAGUGUUAAAAAGGUCAUCAAAGAGAACUGUCAUUGCAAAUUCACUUGGUGUUGCAACGUUGAGUGCAAAACGUGUUACAAAACUAAAGAGUUACAUUUUUGCAAAUAGACGCCCAGUUCGGUUUGAUGACAUCAUAAAGAGCUAGCAGUUUUGAUGACGUCAUUAAACGCUAGCAAUGUUGGCAAUAUCUAUGAAGAAGCUUAUUCGCUACAAGAACAGUGAGUACUAUACUUUUCCAGUUGAAACCGAAGGCGUGGUUAAGAAUGUAGCUACCAAUAAAACUUCAUAUGGCAAUCAUUUGCUAGAUAACUGAUCAACAAGAGAUUUCCAUGGACAUUUGAUAGUCUUGACUACGUAGUGACUGUAUGCUUUGAAAAUGGGCGUCGUGAAGCGUUGAAAAUAUGUGGGUACUGUAGAUAGACUUGACUACUAGAACAAUGUUAUACUAGUAUGCGAGACAGUAAACGUUCUAUGUGCUGCCCCGGAGCUAAUUAGUUGUACUAAGAAUUUUUAUAUAAAGUCAGUAUUAAUGAGCUGAAGAAUGAGCAGUUUUAUUAGCAGAUGCAAAGACACAGGUAUGUGACUUGACAUGUAGCAAUGUAUCAUACCUCACCAAAAUCGUUUUUAUAACAUGACAAAAUAAGCAACAAAACUUGGAUGCAAAAAGUUUGUUGCUCUUAGAAUUGGGCUUGUAAAACCCAAUAGUGCAAAAAAGCUGUUUUAUUCUUAGCUGUGUAAAUUUUAGAUACAUUUUAGUUUUAGAGAGAAACAUACAGAUUAUGACAGUACAUUUCAUAUCUGCCAUCUAAAUGGCCUUUUAAUAUCCUUGUACUACAGUGCACGUUAGAUUUUUAGUAUGAUGUAUUAGAUGUCAACAAUAUAUGUAAAUUACGGCAGAAGAUGCACCAGAGAUAGUAGUAACUGCCUUACGCGAGGUAUUUAACGAUUUAAAUAUUUCUAGAUUAGCAAUACCUUUCCACGCACGAUAAAUGAAAGAAUCGGAAGUUCAUAAAUCUGUGUAUUUUGUUCGCUACGGACAGGGCAAUGCAUAGCACUACACGACUUAUUAUGCAUAAGAAACUGGUUUAUUAGAAACUGAAUCUGUACUGGGAGGGCCAAAUAUUUACUGCAUAGG